AUGCCUUUCGUUCUUGAAUACACCACCAUCGGUAUACUUCAAAGUCCAUCUAUUACUGCAAUCGAACAAAGUUCCUUAAUGGAAAUCGGGAUCAUCGGGGCAGGGGUCAUUGGGCUCACCACCGCUUUGGUUUUGUCCGAGGCAGGACACAAGGUAACGAUUCUUGCGCGGGCAGGAGCCGGCAUUCUCCCUCAUCCCGACGGCAAGGGGCAUGAUCUGCAAACCGAGACAUUCAUCUACUUCUGGGCACUUGCGCAUCGUGAUUCCACGAGCGGUGUGCAAGUCGUGAACGUAACCGAGUACUAUGAUGACCGACCGGAUGACUCGACUAUCUGGUACAAAACCCUUGUCCCGAAUUGCCGCCAACUGCACGCUUCCGAGCUCCGGGCAAUUGCAAAAAUCGGGUUCAAAUAUCAAUCCAUGACAGCGAACCUCAAGUAUCUUCUCCCGUGGAUCACAAAACGGCUCGAGAAGAGGCAAGUCCGGUUUAUUCGAAAGGAAGUGUCAUCGAUUCCCGAGGCACGGUCAAUUCUCAAAUCUGAACUCAUCGUCAACGCUACCGCUCUCGGUGCCCUUCAUGUCGCUAAUGAUCAGAACGUUCACCCUGUCCGUGGGCAGAUCAUGCACGUACGAAGUGAUGCGCAGGACAUGGUCCUAUUCCAAAGGUGCAUUACACUUAUUAGAUUCCACGUAUGUAUACAGGUGGAGUGA
Messenger RNA from Aspergillus melleus, 711 nucleotides. Its product is annotated as FAD-dependent oxidoreductase. The transcript is spliced from 2 exons. Gene Ontology annotation, molecular function: FAD binding; D-amino-acid oxidase activity. Bases 1 to 711 code for a protein of 236 amino acids. The record is from RefSeq and is a predicted model, not a curated record. NCBI's taxonomy places the organism in Eukaryota, Fungi, Ascomycota, Eurotiomycetes, Eurotiales, Aspergillaceae.